AUGUGCUCAGAAAGCAAUUGCAUCUUUGAGAAUUGUUGUAAAGUCGAACGUAUUAUUAAAUACGUACAAACCGGUUCGAUAUCAGAUUCACUCAGCCGAACUGUCAACACUGAUCAACAAGAACGUGAGGAGGAAACGUGCAGCAUUUGUUUGGAAGCGAUAGAAACAAACUUUGCUUACCUGGCCGGUUGUUCGCACGGCUUCUGCAGAGCGUGCAUCGACCAGUGGAGAGUGAAGAGGACAACAUGCCCACUCUGUAGAUCUCCAUUCCAUCUCACCAUCUACACCUCAAUCAGGGCUACCAGGGAGGAAGUUGACUAUUUGAAGGAACAACACUUCCUGUGCCCGUUCAAUGAGGCGCCACAUCACCAAGUGACAUACAGCCCUCGAGUCAUAGAGCAGUUUCUGAACAUCAUGAGGUGCAAUGUACCCAUCGACCAGCUGUUUGCUCCGGAUAAGCUGAUGAGUGCAAUACAACAAAUUUAUGACUACGUCUUCACACGGCAAACUUGA
Molecule: messenger RNA, 513 nt
Organism: Helobdella robusta
Lineage: Eukaryota; Metazoa; Annelida; Clitellata; Rhynchobdellida; Glossiphoniidae
Exons: 1
Coding region: 1-513 (170 amino acids)
Biological process (GO): protein polyubiquitination; protein monoubiquitination
Molecular function (GO): ubiquitin protein ligase activity
Source: RefSeq, a predicted model, not a curated record